This is a messenger RNA of Oncorhynchus keta (chum salmon), 6144 nucleotides long. Its product is annotated as protein phosphatase 1 regulatory subunit 1B-like. The transcript is spliced from 5 exons. Gene Ontology annotation, molecular function: protein phosphatase inhibitor activity. Gene Ontology annotation, cellular component: cytoplasm. The coding region runs from base 319 to 846 and encodes 175 amino acids. The record is from RefSeq and is a predicted model, not a curated record. NCBI's taxonomy places the organism in Eukaryota, Metazoa, Chordata, Actinopteri, Salmoniformes, Salmonidae. Gene Ontology annotation, biological process: intracellular signal transduction.
AUGUGAGCACGAGUCAGGAAGGAGCGCGAAAGAAGGAGCACCAAAGACCACACGCCCAAAUAAAAGAGAAAAACGGUUGCAGAGGAGAGGAGGGAAAAUUCAAAGUCAAAGCCCAGUGCAUGGUCAAUGAGAUCAAUUUAACUUGCAGUCCUGCGUUUGUUUUCUCAAGGGAUAUACCAUCAGGCUUCAGUGAAUUGCCAGUGGAGUGAACAAGCGAGCAGCCAUCCAAGUUGUUCUACCUUUGCCAUCUGUGGCUUGGCUCCUUGUCGAAACGGUCAGACUGUCAGAGCUGCAAAAGACCCGGUGCUGCCUGCAGAGAUGGACGCAGAUGCCAAGGACAAGGAGAGGAAAACCAAGAUCCAGUUCUCAGUCCCGUCCGCUGUGCCCCUUCAGCUGGACCCGCGACAGGUGGAGAUGAUUCGGAGGCGGAGACCAACACCCGCUACGCUAUUCCGUUUGACAGACCAACCGUCUCCCGAGGAGGAAAACGACAAUCACCAGUGGGUCAUUGGGGAAAAUGGCGUCCUCACCAAGAACAUCAAUGCGCAUGUGUACCAGCCUCCAUCACUCAAAGCUGUACAGAGGAUGGCUCAAGCCCGCAUGAAGUCUCUGGGAACCUGUGGCCCUGAAGAGACAGAUGACUUCUCUGGGGAGGAAAGCGUGGACUGUGAGGAGAGCCUGGAUAUAUCCCCUGUCUCCACCACUGGGUCAAGGGUCAAUUCAGAGGGAAGAAUUGCCCAGUUUCUUCACCUGAGAGUUCCACAUGGAGAGGAGGAAGAGGAGCUGGAUGAUGAGGAGAAGAGGGGAAAAGGUGGACCAAGGAGGACAAAGAAGAAGGGAGAAUAACAGAGCGCUGUGUGUUACAGAGAGGAGAUUCAGAUUCUGUGGCAAAAGAUGAUUGACGAUCCAGAGUGAUGUUUUCUAAUUAUUAUAUAAAGAGUGUGGAGAAAAUAUCUAAAUACGUGUGUGUGCGUGCGUGUGUGCGUUUGUGCAGUUGUGUGUGUGCUUGCUUGCAUUCGUGUGUGUGUGUGUGUGUCAGUGGAGGCUCCUCAGAGGAGGAAGGGGAGGACCGUCCUCCUCAGUGAAUUUCAUAAAAAUGUAAAUUGUAAAACAUUCAAAAAGUUAGUAUUUCUAGAUAAAACCAUACUAAAUACAAUCAUGUCACCGAACAAUUGAUUAAAACAUACUAUUUUGCCAAGAAGGUCUCCUGUAGCCUCAACAGCACUCUGUAGGGUAGCACCAUGGUGUAGCCAGAGGACAGCUAGCUUCAGUCCUCCUCUAGGUACAUUGACUUCAAUACAAAACCCAGGAGGCACGAGGUUCAACCCACCCAUAGACUUACACAGUAAUUAUGACAACUUCCGGAGGACAUCCUCCAGCCUAUCAGAUUUCUUGCAGCAUGAACUGACAUGUUGUCCACCCAAUAAAAUAAUCAGAUAAUUAAUCUAGUACUGAAAUCAUAAGCUACAGCUAGCUAGCACUGCAGUGUAUAAAAUGUGGUGAGUAGUUGACUCAAAGAGAGAGAAAAGACAAUAGUUGAACAGGUAUGAAAAAAUGUAUUUCUUCCAAAAUGAAGGAGAAGCAAAAGAGAAAUAGAGAGAGAUUUUGUCUUUUUUUUUGUUCACUUUCAAUUUCACUUAGUUAACAAAUGCAGCUAGCUAAUUUAGCCUACUGAAACACACUGUUCAAACAGAGGGAUGCUAUGUUAGCUAGCUGGCUAUGACUAUCCAAUACAAGACUGGAACUCUUCUAAGUCAAGGUAAGCUUUUGGUAUUACUAAUUUUUUUGCCACCAGGGCCCUGUACACUAACAUUACUGUGUGAUUGUAGCGGGUUUACUAAUGGGUUGGUUCUAUUAACUAUGCUGACUAUGACGCUACUUUAGCUAAUAUGGUGACAACGAUGUAGGCUGUGUGUAGCGGUACAGCUUGGAAAGGUUUUUUACUGUUGUGCAUUGAAGUCCAUAGGCGAAGGGACAAGAUUAGAGGAGGAGAGCGCGGACUAUAACGUGCUAUGAAAGUGAACUGUGUUUACGCGUGUAAUUCGUUCUGCCGAUUCUGGUGAAAUAUGCUUAUUAAACGGAAGCAAACAGAAAAAAACGGGGAUAGACAUACUUGAAUUUGUCCAAUAGAAACUCUCGUUUGCAACUGUUGGACUAAUGAUUACACCCUAUAUCAGCUGGUAUGCUGAUAUAGGUGGUAUUGUGCAAGGUGGUAUUGAUGUCACUGUCUGUUGCCUCAAAUUUGUCUCUCAACCUGUGUGCAGCUACGUUAUAAACAUUCAUUCAUAGGCUAGGUUGUAGCAACGUCAUAGGGAAAAGUAUUCUAGUAUCACGUAGUGGCCUAAACCUAUCGCUGUUACAUUGAACUAGGUGAAUGGAAUAUGAACGAGAGUCAUCCAAUAUGCUGUGAUAUAAAUAAAUCGUCCUCCCUCAUCUUAAACGGUACUGACCGCCACUGGUGUGUGUGUGUAUGUAUGCCUAUCUUUGUGUGUCUGUUUGUAUGCAUGUGAGAAAGAGAGAGACACAGUGAGAGAGAAAUACAAUGAGAGAGAGAGAGAAAAAGAGAGAGUUCUAAAAGUGUUAAAGCUGAAUGGUAGUGUUCCAGACAGCACUUCCUUAUGAAUUCCAGAUUGCAGACGUCACUGUCUGAGGAACAGUCUUGGUGGCUGUGCAGCCACGGAGGGGAGAUGAUGCUUAUCAUUGAGCGCGUUCCAGAUUGUAGUUUUUUUUGCAGGCGCGCUGUGCAUCUCAUGCUUAGGUCCAUGCUUUUUGUUGUGGAAAUGAAGGCACUGUGAUUUGACCGGUAUUCCCAGCAUAAUCCUCUAGUUGUUGCAGGUAGAAAAUCCUAGGAAAUGUUCUGUAAUUGACACAAGCUGUUUCCAAUCAAUCAACCAAUCAAUGUCUGGUUGUGCAUGUGUGUUUGGCAGGGGAUGGCCUGAGCCAGGGAAGGCGUGGCUCUGCGAAUCUCAAUCACACAAAACCUAUUAUUUGUCAGUUAAUACUAUUUGUAGAUCAGUAAUUCUACACCUCACUCUGCUUAAGCUGAUCCUCUCAAAUGGACUCGGAAGUUGUAGCUAGAAAUUGGUCAGGUAAGGGAAGUAGUCAAUUUAACCAACCAUGGAAGUAUAUUGGGGCCAAUUUUAGGGGCGGCCCAGUCCCGGGACUCGAACCUGGGUCCAGCAAUUGUUAAUAAGCCAACAAUUUAACAGUUAAGGUGUUGGCUUGACAGUCGCUGAACACAGGUUUGAUUCCGGGGCAGGGUUACACCCAGAAUUCACAAUUAAUUUCAAUUUCACUCAUUCAUUUACUCCACCAAUAAGCACGGGAUUGAGCUGCUUGCUAUGGAACAGGUAAACUAGUUGUUUCCAUGUUUGAUUGUUAAGUGCAGGCACGAGAAGUGACUGAUAUUUCAUGGGUGGGGAGAGGGAGCGAGAGAAAAGGGUGGACAUGGAGGGGGUUUUGCUUGAAGCACUGAACAUCAUGACACGAUGUGAAAAGGAUUGUGUUUAGUCUAUUACAGGCAUCAUCACUUCACUGACUUACGAAUUCUACACUAGACAUUAGGACAUUGGAAUAAAAAAUAAUAACCGGUUCUCAAGAGAUGAAAGUAUCGGUUCUGUUGCAGAACACUGGAGAUCACUCUUGUUUGCUAAAGUGGUAAGGUUAAUCAUUUGGCUGACAAUUAAAGGUUUUUAUUUACAUUUACUAACACCAAUGACACUUGGUAUUUAGACACACCAAAUGAUCAAUGAAAUCCUCAAAUGUAUGACAUACUAAAAGGGUGUGAUUAACUAAUAAUUGUAUUUAAUAUAGACCCCUCCCCCAAUAACAGUUUGCCACCGGAGGGAAUGCUCAAGGUUCUUGUUUAUCUUUGUAAUGAGUGAUAUUCAAGGCAGUAACACCAAAUGAAAUAAAACUUAGGGACACAUAUUAUAUUGGUUUUAAUAUCAUUCUUAUAAAAGUAUUCUAAUAGCAUUCUUUGUUUUUAUUGAUCUAUACAUUAUUUAAAUAAUGUUGUUUACUUUCUAGCAUUUAAAAUGAUUGAUAGAUAUCUCUAAAACAUGUCACUACUACUCUACUCAACGCUACUGGGACAAGCCAAUUUGCUUGCCCUAAUGACUUUAAACAAUGCAUACAGGGCAUUCGGGAAAGCAUUCAGACCCCUUGACUUUUUCCACAUUUUGUUACAUUACACAUUAAUGAUGGAGGCCAGGCUCCCGGGUGGUGCAGUGGUUAAGGGCGCUGUACUGCAGCGCCAGCUGUGCCAGCAGAGACCCUGGGUUCGCGCCCAGGCUCUGUUGUAACUGACCAGGAGGUCCGUGGGACAACGCACAAUUGGCUUAGCGUCAGUAGGGAUAUCCUUGUCUCAUCAGGAAGCAGUGGUGGGCUGGGCGCAGUGCACAAGGUUGCCAAGUGCACAGUGUUUCCUCUGACACAUUGGUGCGGCUGGCUUCCUGGUUGGAUGUGCGCUGUGUUAAGAAGCAGUGUGGCUUGGUUGGGUUGUGUAUCGGAGGACGCAUGACUUUCAACCUUCGUCUCUCCUGAGCACGUACGGGAUUGUAGUGAUGAGACAACAUAGUAUCUACUAAAAAAACAAUUGGAUACCAUUAAAUUGGGGAGAAAAAGGGCAAAAAAAUAAAAAAUGAUGAAGGCCAAUGUGUUCUUAGUGACCUUCAAUACUGCAGACAUAUUUUGGUACCCUUCCCCAGAUCUGUUUUGCUCUGACAUGCACUAUUAAAUGUGGGACCUUAUAUUGACAAGUGUGUGCCUUUCCAAAUCAUGUACAAUCAAAUGAAUUUACCACAGGUGGACUCAAUCACGUUGUAGGAACAUCUCAAGGAUGAUCAAUGGAAACAGGAUGCACUUGAGCUCAAUUUCGAGUCUCAUAGCAGAGUCCAAAUACUUAUUUAAAUAACGUUUUUCUGUUUUUUAUUAUUAUACAUUUGCAAAAAUGUCAAAAACCUGUUUUUCGCUGUGUCAUUAUGGGGUAUUGUGUGUAGUUUGAAGAGGAAAUGUUUUUAUUUAAUCCAUUUUAGAAUAAGGCUGUAAUAUAACACUGUGGCAAAAGUCAAGGGGUCUGAAUACUUUCCGAAUGCAGUAUAUGUUUAUCAUUGAUAAACAGCUCGUGAUAAACAAAAAACAUGUAUGAUGUGUAACGUUUUGACAUUUUUAAAGUAUUUUUCAUGGUUUCAAACGCGGGGGGACACGACGCAAUUCAAGAAAGCCGCAAUUCAAGAAAGACCCUUCUCCGGGCUUUGUGAGGUCUGAUUUUCUGCACAGUGCAGAUGCAAUAAACAUGGCCUAGAUCGCGACCAUUACAUUGAGGGCUAGUUUCAUCUGCAUUGAUAUGUAGAAGUUGUGUUUUUUUUUUUUUUACUUUGUUGAAAGGGGUACUGAACUCACAGUGCAUGCUCUGUGCACAGUUAGCAUGUAGCCUAGCGUGUUGUGCAUGGUACUGAAGAAAAGUGAAAGUCAUGUUUUGUUUAACCAUGUCUGCAUAUUUAAAGUAUAUGGAUACUCCAAUGUCUGUUAACAAUACAAUUUCUAUGUUACUAUAAUGUGUGUGGGUGUGGGUGCUUUACAUUCCCAGCACAGUCUGUAUUAUAUUACUGUUGGCCACUAGAUGUCAGUCCACGUUGGUAGCAGGAGAAAUAAUUGACACUAUACUCCCCCUCUUCUCAAGUCAGUGCAUCUGAUUUUCGGUGUAGGGUGAAGUUGCCCCUAUGCACUGAUCUUGGGUCAGUUUUGCAUUUACUUCACUAAUGGUUAAGGUUAGCAUUAGUGGAGGGGAAGCUGAUCCUAGAUAUUCCUGGGGGAAACUUCAGCCUGGCACAUUAUUCUCUCUAAUCAGGGACUGAUUCAGACCUGGGACACCAGGGCUGCGUUCACACAGGCUGCACAAUUCUGUCAUGUUUUUUUUUUCACAAAUCUGCCUUUUGACCAAUCAGAUCGGCUCUGAAAAAGAUCUGAUAUGAUUUGUCAAAAUACCAGUUAGUGGGGAAAAAAUAUAAUAAUUGGGCGGCCUGCCUCUCAUACAGUAUGACUAAUAAAACCUUACCUUGAACUUGCACGUGUAUAAAGCAGCCUAUGUGAUUGGAAUCUGGCCAAUCAGUGAUAUUAAAGGAAUAAUUCGGCCAAAUUACA